This is a messenger RNA of Ictalurus furcatus (blue catfish), 2662 nucleotides long. It is a transcript of the gene dgat1a, whose product is annotated as diacylglycerol O-acyltransferase 1a. The transcript is spliced from 17 exons. Gene Ontology annotation, molecular function: diacylglycerol O-acyltransferase activity. Lineage: Eukaryota; Metazoa; Chordata; Actinopteri; Siluriformes; Ictaluridae. The coding region runs from base 99 to 1613 and encodes 504 amino acids. The record is from RefSeq and is a predicted model, not a curated record. Gene Ontology annotation, biological process: triglyceride biosynthetic process. Gene Ontology annotation, cellular component: endoplasmic reticulum membrane.
CACGACUCACGGAUCUCAAAGAUGAGUUCCUGCAUGAGAGUCUGACCCAGUCCUGCAUCAUUCACGAUGUCUCGGUCAGCCCUGUCCUAGAUGGAAACAUGGGCGACAGGCGCGAGAGAGGCGCCGUGACGCGCAGGCGGAGAACCGUGACGAUCUGCAGCGAAGCCGCAGCGGCGGGCGCGAGCUCGAAACGCACGGACAGGCGCGAGCAGAGCGGCGGUGACACCUCCCGCAACGCGAUCGCCAGCUGCGAGCACGUGCACGAGACGGCCAAGAGCAAAGAGGAUGGCCUUAAGGACAAGAUCAGCUGCCAUCGGCUCCAGGAGUCACUGCUCAGCUCGGAGAGCGGCUACAGCAACUACAGAGGAAUCCUCAACUGGUGUGUGGUCAUGCUGGUUUUGUCCAAUGCACGCCUUUUCCUGGAGAACCUCAUAAAAUAUGGCAUACUUGUGGACCCCAUCCAGGUGGUCUCCCUCUUCUUGAAGGACCCAUACAGCUGGCCCGCUGCAUGCCUUAUCAUUGCAUCUAACGCGUUUAUCAUGGCAGCUCUACACACGGAAAGACAGCUGGCGAUGGGCAGAAUCUCAGAGAGCACUGGGACGUUCCUUUACUGCAUCAAUCUCAUGGCUGUUUUGUGCUUUCCAUCAGCCACCGUCCACACACUGACCUCUAUGACCCCAGUGGGUGGAAUCAUUGCACUAUUAGUAUACACAGUCCUCUUUCUGAAGCUCUACUCCUACAGGGAUGUGAAUAAAUGGUGCCGGGAAAUCAGACACGUCCAAGCCCGAAAACUGUCUCGCUCCAACUCCUGUCCGUCUGUGCAGAGAGCCAACGGGAACGCGGCACACAGUCAUGUGACCUACCCGGGCAAUCUCACCCACAGAGACAUGUAUUAUUUCAUUUUUGCCCCAACGCUGUGCUACGAGCUGAACUUCCCCCGGUCCCCACGGAUACGGAAGCGCUUCCUGCUCAGGAGACUUUUUGAAAUGCUCUUUUUGAUGCAGUUACAAGUCGGCUUGAUACAGCAGUGGAUGGUGCCGACUAUCCAGAACUCCAUGAAGCCUUUUCAGGACAUGGACUUGUCCAGGAUGGUGGAGCGCCUCCUGAAGCUUGCUGUGCCUAAUCAUUUAAUAUGGCUCAUCUUUUUUUACUGGUUAUUCCACUCCUCCAUGAACUUUGUCGCUGAACUGAUGCAGUUUGGAGACCGAGAAUUUUAUCGAGACUGGUGGAACUCAGAAACAGUGCCAUAUUUCUGGUCAAACUGGAACAUCCCUGUCCAUAAAUGGUGCCUGCGGCACUUUUAUAAGCCCAUGUUGAGAAGAGGUUUGAACAGGCUGACAGCUCAGAUCGCCGUGUUUUUUCUCUCCGCUUUCUUUCACGAGUACCUGGUGAGCGUGCCUCUGAAGAUGUUCCGGCUUUGGGCGUUCAUGGGAAUGAUGGCUCAGAUUCCGCUUGCCAUGUUCGUGGGCCGCUUCCUGAGAGGUAACUACGGCAACGCAGCGGUGUGGAUCUCUCUGAUCAUCGGUCAGCCCAUUGCUGUGCUCAUGUACGUCCAUGAUUACUAUGUGCUUCAUUAUGGAAGUGCGACAGAAGGCGGGGCUUCACCACCAUAAGCAAUAUGCUGAAUUUAAAAACAAACAAACAAACAAAAAAAAAAAACAACCCCCAAACCGAUUUUUCAACAUUUUUAAGGAUCCGAGCAAGAACGACGCUUACGUCAUUACCACGAAGAGGCAAAUCCUCUGCUAAUGCACUUUAUAAGCGCAGAGAGAGACAGAUAAACAGACAGAAAAAGAAAGAGAUAUUGAGAAAGAAACAGGGAGGAGGGGGGGAGAGAGAAAGACAUGGAGAGAGAGAGAGAGAGAGACACACACACUGCCCAAAGCAAAGCAUCAGCAUUAAAUUGCCCUGAAGCUCACACACUCGAGCUUACACCAUGACCAUUUUUUCCCCUUCUUGCUUUUUGAUUCUGUUUCAUGAACAUUCUAUAAACAGUAUACACACUUUGUGAUAUGUACACAUACUGUUUCAUUCAGCUUCUAUAUGUAUAGUUUCGCUUCCUUUACAUAGUAAAGCCAUUUAGGUUUUUGCACUUUAUCUACAACGCAUGCGUUUCCAGAACCUCGCAGAGUUUCUUCAUCAGUUAUUAUUUAGCAAAUCAUAUACAAAUUAAUUACAAUUCAAAUGAAUGUGUAUUAUUUGAGAGAGAGAAAAAAAAAAGAUUGUAACAAUUGUUUAUCCUUAGAAACAGUGUUCUACAUUUUAAUUUCAGUUCAAAUUUGAAUGAAUAUGCUGUUGUAAUUUCAAGUGACUGGACCAGUAUUGAGGUACUUUCAAAUCCUUUUGACCCAAAGAUGUGAAUUCCAUGAAUUACUUUGUAAUAGACUUUCAUUGAAUGGCUGAAAGAUGAUAUACAAAUCAAAGUAUUUCUAUUCCAGACUUUUCCAUGUAAUUACAUUUUUGAUACAGAUUUGGUUUUAUAAGGAGGUUUAUUUUAGUGACAGGUGCCAAAAAAAAAAAAAAAAAAAAUCUAUAAAUCGCACAAUUUCCGCCCACGACCUUUAACAUAAUGAUGUACAGAUCAUUGCUACGUUCCUACGUACGUUCCGACGUAUUGUGGCAGCUGACGUUCCGGAUAAGAAAAUAAAGCUGGUCAAGCCAA